Meloidogyne enterolobii is the source of this 763-nucleotide messenger RNA. The record is from the annotation of a GenBank genome assembly. NCBI's taxonomy places the organism in Eukaryota, Metazoa, Nematoda, Chromadorea, Rhabditida, Meloidogynidae.
AAUGAGUUCCAAUCGACGACGACCAGCUAGUAAUUCUUCUGAUGCGCCACCUACUAAUAGAGCUCGGAUCGACAAUGGGCUUAAUAUUCUACCAGCUGCAAAUAAUAACAUUAACAACAACAACUUUCCAAACAACUUACCAAACAACAAUAACAACUUACUAAACAACAACAAUAACUUACCAAACAACAAUAUUGAUGUGGAAGCAAUAAUAGCCGCUGAAAGGGCACGUGCUAAUAUUAUUGAAAUGCCGCCUGCGGCUAUGCUUCUACCACUCAUAGAUAUCCGCAAUCGCCUGACAUCUUCCAAUUAUGCCUUUGCAGGGUGGCGCACAAAUCACGUGUUUAAUUCUCUGACUGGGGUUGUUCAAUUUGUACAUCGUGGUGCAACUCUUAGACGCAGCUUUGAUCGGUGUGACGUUCGUGUUAGUUUUGGCUUUGGCACUGAUACUCAGACUGUUGGCAUAUAUGCUUAUGAUCAAUGCGCUGCUAUUCUUGAGACUGCCCGGGUUAAUGAGAUCUGCACAUUUACCGCACUUACGGUGGUGGAACAAGGGGACAAUAGAGGACGGUGGACGGGCACCGUACCUUUUGUUUUGCGAUUUACACGUGCGUCAGCAUUUGCUAUUACUGGGCCAAACAACAACAACAACGUAAAUAACAACAAUAAUAAUUUGCAGCAAGCUCCCGCUGAUAACAACAACAACAUUCCUAUUGGUAAUAAGAAUAAUAAUAAUAAUCUAAAAAAAAAUAUAUUCGGUUAA